Messenger RNA from Callorhinchus milii (elephant shark), 7219 nucleotides. It is a transcript of the gene sbf2, whose product is annotated as SET binding factor 2. Lineage: Eukaryota; Metazoa; Chordata; Chondrichthyes; Chimaeriformes; Callorhinchidae. The record is from RefSeq and is a predicted model, not a curated record. The coding region runs from base 88 to 5808 and encodes 1906 amino acids. The transcript has 42 exons.
GGGGAAGGGGGUUAAACAUGGCUGAGGUUCUCAGGGCAGGAACAUGUUGAGCUGCUCUGUCCCGGUCCCCCCCGACAUCCCCGAGACAUGGCGCGAUUGGCCGAUUACUUCGUGGUGGUCGGUUACGACCACGAAAAGACGGGAGCUGGUGAAGGAUCAGGGAAGAUAAUACAACGUUUUCCGCAAAAAGAUUGGACAGAUGCACCUUUUCCGCAGGGAAUAGAAUUGUUUUGUCAACCCGGUGGCUGGCAGCUGUCCAGUGAGCGAAAGCAGCCGACGUAUUUUGUGGUAGUUCUGACCGACAUCGACUCAGAUCGUCACUACUGUGCAUGUCUAACUUUUUAUGAGGCUGAGAUUAAUUUACAAGGAGCUAAACAUAGGGAAACUGAAGGUGAAGAGGAUACGGGACUAAUCCAACCUGCCCAGUUUUUCGCACCAAAAAGUUUGGUUCUGGUAUCCCGAUUGGAUUAUCCAGAAAUAUUCAGGGCAUGCCUUGGCCUCAUUUACACAGUGUAUGUUGACAGUCUCAAUUUUAACUUGGAAAAUGUGAUUGCCAGCAUUUUUACAUGUUUGGUGCCAGUUGCUGGAGGUUCUAAGAAAUUAUUUUCACUGGGAGCAGGCGACCGACAACUGAUUCAAACACCUUUGCAUGAUGGUCUUCCCGUGACAAGUUCAAGUGUGGCUCUUCUUUUUCAACAACUGGGAAUCCAACAUGUGUUUAGCCUUUUCUGUGCGGUGCUCACGGAAAAUAAGGUUCUUUUUCAUUCAACCAGUUAUCAGCGACUUGGAGAAGCAUGUAGAGCGCUAGAGUCCUUAAUGUUUCCGCUCAAAUAUAGUUAUCCUUACAUUCCGAUUCUCCCUGCACGACUGUUAGAGGUGCUGAGCUCCCCAACUCCAUUUAUCAUUGGUGUACACUCCAUGUUUCACAAUGAAAUUCAAGAGCUGUUAGAUGUAAUCAUCGCUGAUUUGGAUGGAGGCACAAUCAAAAUCCCAGAAUGCAUUCAUCUCUCCCAGUUGCCAGAGCCCCUCUUACAGCAAACUCGAGCAACACUUUCUCUUGUAUUGCAUCCAGACCUGGAGGUAGCUGAUCAUGCUUUUCCUCCUGCUCAUACAACUCCUUCUAAUCUCAGGCUAUUGGAUAAGGAAGUCAGGGCAGUAUUUCUUCGGCUGUUUGCACAGCUUUUUCAAGGAUAUAGAUCAUGCUUGCAGCUGAUUCGAACCCAUCCGGAACCUGUAAUACACUUCCACAAGGCAGCCUUCCUAGGUCAACGUGGGUUGAUUGAAAAUGACUUCCUCACCAAAGUUCUUGAUGGAAUGGCUUUUGCAGGAUUUGUUUCUGAACGAGGGCCUCCCUACAGAUCGUGUGAUUUAUUUGAUGACUUAGUUGCUUUUGAUGUGGAAAGAAUCAAAGCUGAGGAGGGAAAUGCACAGAAAAUGUUGAAACACAUAAGAGAACUUGCAGAACAGUUGUAUAAGAAUGAAAAUCCAAACCCACACAUGACAUUUCAGAGGGUACCUAAACCAACUGAGGGCUCACAUAUGAGAGUGCACGUACUUCCAUUCCCAAAGAUAAAUGAGGAUAAAGUCCAGGAUCUUCUCCAAGAAGGCCUUUCUAAACACCUAAAUUCACCUCCUGCUGUUCGGGUUGAAAAAAAGUGUAUAGUACCUGCUGGCCCACCAGUUGUGUCAAUAAUGAAUAGGGUUGGAUCCAUUUUUAACAGUGCACGGAGACUAGAAGUUGUCAGGAAUUGCAUCUCCUAUAUAUUUGAAAACAAAGUACUGGAGACUGAAAAGACCCUGCCAGCUGCAUUGCGAGCCCUAAAAGGUCGCAUAGCCCGUCAAUGUCUCACACAAGAGUUAAGUCUUCAUGUUCAACAAAAUCGAGCGAUCCUGGAUCACCAGCAGUUUGACUACAUAGUCAGAAUGAUGAACUGUGCAUUGCAGGAUUGUUCAGCUUCAGAAGAAUACAGUGUUGCAGCCGCAUUGCUACCACUGACAACAGCAUUUUACAGGAAAUUGGCUACAGGGGUCAACCAGUUUGCCUACACGUGUGUACAGGAUCAUCACAUCUGGACUAACCAACAGUACUGGGAAGCUACGUUCUAUAAUGAUGUACAGAAUCAAAUACGAGCCCUCUACCUCACUUCCAGGAAUGACAAUUUUGAUUCUAACUUUAAUCAAAAGGAGAACUCUCCAACGCCACCAGAGCAUGAAAAAACAGCCAUGGACAUCGCAGCAGAGCAGCUGCGGUUAUGGCCAACACUCGACAAAGAGAAACAGCAGGAGCUAGAGAAGGGAGAGGAAAGUACUGUGUUCAGCCAAGCCAUUCAUUACGUCCAACUCAUGGUCUACCUGCUAGUUCCAUUAGAUACAAGCAAAAACAAGCUUCUGCGGAAUACUACAACUGGGGAUUGGGAAAGUGGAAGCAACAGUAUUGUCACGAACAGCAUUGCUGGUAGUGUUGCCGAGAGCUACGAUACUGAGAGUGGGUUUGAGGAGGCAGAGAACAAUGAUGUUGCCAACUCGGUAGUUCGCUUUAUUACUAGGUUUAUUGAUAAAGUUUGCACUGAAAGUGGAGUCACACAGGACCACAUCAAGAAUCUGCACUGCAUGAUUCCAGGCAUUGUGGCUAUGCAUAUUGAGACACUCGAAGCUGUUCAUCGGGAAAGCAGAAGACUUCCACCAAUCCAGAAGCCCAAGAUUCUACGGCCAGCUUUACUACCGGGUGAAGAGUUUGUUGGUGAGGGACUUCGUGUGGUCCUGGACCCAGAUGGCCGUGAGGAGGCCACCGGAGGAACGUUAGGAGGACCACACAUCCUACCUGCAGAGGGGGCCUUGUUUCUCACGACACACAGAAUUGUUUUCAAGGGCACACCACAUGAUCCCUUGGUGGGUGAACAGAUGGUGGUUCGAAGUUUUCCUAUUGCCUCUAUGACAAAGGAGAAAAAGAUCAGCAUUCAAAACCAGCUCCAUCAGAACAUGCAAGAAGGACUACAAAUUCGAUCAGCUACCUUUCAGUUAAUUAAAGUAGCUUUUGAUGAAGAAGUGAACUCUGAAAUGGUGGAAGUCUUCAAGAAGCACAUCGCAAAGUUUCGAUAUCCUCAGUCAUUCUUCAGCAUUUUUGCCUUUGCUGCAGGCCAGAAUGCACCACAGAUAAUUUUGCCUAAGCAAAAGGAAAAAAAUACUUCUUUCCUCACCUUCUCGAAGACGAUUGUGAAAAGUGCAAAGAAGGCUGGAAAAAUGACUAUAGGCCGUCAGUAUUCUGUGAAGAAGAAACUAAGUCUAAUGACAGUGGAUGAAAGAACAAAUCGAACCGGUUGGAAUCAGAAUGAAGAAGAUGAAAUCUCCGUUUCAGAUGAUGGUGAACUUCCCACCAGUAGCACUUUGAAAGCUGCAGAAAAAUCAACCAUGGAGCAGUUAGUAGAAAGAGCCUGUUUCCGGGACUACCAGCGCCUUGGUCUUGGAACUAUUAGUGCCAGCUCCUCCCGGUCAAAGACUGAGCACUUCAGGAUAACUGCUGUCAAUCGGAUGUAUCUAUUGUGCAGAAGCUACCCUGGACUUGUGGUAAUACCUCAGUCAGUACAAGAUGCCAGUUUACAGAAGGUAGCGCGUUGUUAUCGACACAACAGGCUGCCAGUUGUAUGCUGGAAACACUCCAAAACAAAGGCUGUUCUGCUGCGGUCUGGUGGAUUCCAUGGAAAGGGAGUUGUUGGACUCUUCAAAUCCCAGAAUCCACACUCAGUUGCUCCUGCAUCCUCGGAAUCCUCCAGCAGCAUCGAACAAGAAAAAUAUCUACAAGCCUUGUUGAGUUCAGUACCCAACCUAUCCAAAAUAAACGGUUGCAGCAUGCUUGCCAGCCGACCCGCUGUCACACUUUCUCCAGAUGCAAACAUUGACAAACGGUCCUCUCGCGUGACCACUGUUGUAAAGCAAGUGGUUCCAGGACAUUCAGAUGUGCAUCUUCCAAACAGUUUUGCACGUGGAGUCCUUGGGUACAGGGAUAAGUUGUUCACUCAUUCUCAGCAAAAGAGUACAGUCAAGGGAAAAGUCUUCAACCAAGGAAUGUGGGCCAGUUUGCGCUCCAGCAGUCGCUUUAAUGCCCAGUUUCCAACGACUGAUGUCGGAGCUAGGUUGGCAGGAAAAGAUAGCCCUGUGAACGUCAGCCACGACAGUCAACUGCAGAGCCAGCUUUUGAAGCACCAAGCAGCGCUGUACCUGUUUGGAGAAAAAUCUCAGCUGAGGGGCUUCAAACUUGACUUUGCAUUGAACUGUGAGCUUGUACCUGUGGACUACUGCGAUGUUCGUCAAGUAAAAGCCAGUUUCAAAAAGCUGAUGAGAGCAUGUGUACCAAGCACGUUUCCCACUGACCCUGAAGUAACUUUUUAUAGGUUACUGGGGGAGUCGGAAUGGCUCCUGCAGCUCCAUAGAAUAUUGCAGCUGGCUGUAUUGAUUGCAGAGCUCCUUGAGAGUGGUUCCUCAGUCAUGGUCAGCCUGGAAGAUGGUAUGGAUAUCACAACCCAGGUAAUCUCCCUGGUACAGUUGCUGUGUGACCCAUUCUACAGAACCCUGGAAGGCUUUAAAAUGUUGAUUGAGAAGGAAUGGCUAUCCUUUGGCCACAAAUUCAGCCAGCGCAGCAACCUGACUCCCAACAGUCAAAGCAGUGGCUUUGCUCCCAUUUUCCUACAGUUUCUUGAUUGUGUACAUCAGAUUCACCACCAGCACCCUACAGAGUUUGAGUUCAAUCAGUAUUAUCUGAAGUUUCUGGCCUACCAUUACGUCUCCAAUCGGUUUAAAACCUUUCUGCUGGACUCAGACUACGAAAGGAUAGAACAUGGAAUUUUGUUUGAAGACAAGGGAGACAAGCAGGCCAAGAAGGGCAUCUGUAUUUGGGAUUGUAUUGACAAGAUGCAUAAGAAAGGCCCAGUUUUCUUCAACUAUUUAUUCAGUGCUGAAGAAGGAGAGAAACACAUACUAAGGACCUGCAUAAACAUUUCUGCUCUGAAGAAAUGGGAUUACUACACUGGAGAGACUCUCUCAAGUGGUCCUUCAUAUGAAUGGGAUAUGGUCACUGUAAAAGCAAGUGAGGAACCUGAACAGACUGAUGGUUCGGUUCCACAAACGCACAGAAAAGUGGUUUGGCCAUGUUACGACAAUGUCAGUAAAGUGCAACCGGAUGCCAUCACCAAGCUCCUAGAGGACAUUGAAAGACUAGAGAAUGAGCUGAACCAAACCCCUGAACAGUGGAAACCAAUGUGGGAUCGAGUAAAAGUCAACCUCAAAGAAGAAGUCAAACCAGAGAUGGCUAGAGGUGCUUCAGCACUGAUGGCCGCUAACCUGCAGCCCUAUCAGAGAAGAUCUAUGUUGCACUUGGCAGACAGUGGGAUUGGUGACACUGACAGGAGCACCACCACAUCGCCUUCAAAUGGAGUUAAUACAAGGAGAGCAGCAACGCUCUACAAUCAAUUUACUUCCAAAGAUGUGGAAAACAGGUCCUUUGAAGGUAUUCUUUACAAGAGAGGUGCGUUACUGAAGGGAUGGAAACCACGAUGGUUUGUUUUAGAUACAACUAAACACCAGCUGCGGUACUAUGAUACGGGUGAAGAUACUAACCCCAGAGGAUUCAUAGAUCUGGCUGAGGUUGAAUCUGUUAUUCCAGCUACACCAACAAUAGGAGCACCUAAACAUACAAAUGAGAAAGCUUUCUUUGAUUUGAAGACAAGCAAACGUGUUUAUAACUUCUGUGCACAAGAUGCUCAGAUUGCACAACAAUGGAUGGACAAAAUCCAGAGCUGCAUUUCAGAUGCUUAACAAGAAUGCAUUUAUCCAUAAAUUCAGGGUGGAAACACAGUAGACGGAAGUCCAGUUUCUGCAGUAAACAAAAGUCCAACCUCCGCAAUGAAGAGUGUAAUGAUGGUGAUGGUGUCAUCACAGGAUACAUCAAUCAAGCAAAGUGAUGAUUACUACUAACAUACUGACCUCUGCCCAGCAGAUCCUGCGACAAAAGAGCAAUGCACUGACAUCAUAACCAUCACAUAGCCCAUGCAUAACAAUGUGAAAUGUAAAGUUCAGCCACUAAAGACCUUAAUAUACUAUAAUAUAGCGAUAGUCUUUGCUUUGAAAUCUCUGCAUGCAGUUUUUAGUUUCUAAGGUAGUCUUUUGUCCUGAAAUGCUGUGAAAGCAUGAUUUUAAAACUGUCCAAGGGAGAAAAAUCACUUGUAAAAUAACCUUAAUUUUGUAUCAUUAUUGCUGUUCAGUAUCCAAAGCAAAGGUAUCCUCUAUUUGUGUAGUACUCCAGUCUCAAGGAUGCUCUAUAAACAGUAAAGAACCACAAUAGAAUCUUUGCACUCAAACCUGUGGAACAGUAUACAGAGAAUGUCUUACUGUUAAAGCAAUAGUAAACAAAUUGGCUGUAAAUGAGCUAGCUCGGCUAAUUCUGGAACAGCAUUUACUGUAGAAUAUGUACAUAAAAGGACAGUUUUUCAUUAGCUUGCCUUGAUAUUUAAAAGGUUUUUGCACACUAAAAAUUUAGCAGUGGUUUCUUAUUUUUUUUUACAGUGGAUACUUUUUUUAAGUGAAGAGUUCUAAAGAAUAUUUGUGUUACUGCCCUACUGAUAUGUGUUCAACCUGUAACACUGCUAUCUCCUGGAGACGUUUCAAAUUUAAUCUAGCUCGUGAUCUGUUCCAGCGUGUCUUUUAGCAUGUUUAUUACAUUUGUACUUUAAAGGAGUUGUAUAUAUGGCAUAAUUUGAUUAUAAUUCUCUACCUUGAAUUGCUGGAUAUAAAAUGAACCUAAUUUUUAACAAACCAAGGUGCACUAGCAAUUUAUAGGUCAUUUAGUAAUUCAUAACCAUUUGGGACCAAAUGAAAUAUCAUGCACAGCUAAAGUGUGCAUUUCCUUGGGAGGCACGAAUCUAAAAUUUUCCACACAUUCAUAUCGUCAUGAAGAAACAAAAGACAAUUCCCACACUAUUGACUUUGCUAACGUCUGUCAAUCAAUAGCCUCAAAUUGCACAUAAUCUUUAAUUUUGUGGAAAGUGUUUGUAUAUACAGUAAAUUUGCUUUGUAAAAUACUGAUACAAUAUUGUGCAGUUCUUUGUUGAAUUAAAUGCUUCAAUACUAAUUUUACAAUCUUUUAUGUAAAUUGUUUUAUGUAAUCAUUGAGUUUUUGUGACCCAUUUAUAUUAAUGUAACUUGUAAUACAAUGACUAUCAGAAAUGUA